This is a messenger RNA of Hyaloscypha bicolor E, 324 nucleotides long. RefSeq lists its product as uncharacterized. The record is from RefSeq and is a predicted model, not a curated record. The coding region runs from base 1 to 324 and encodes 107 amino acids. NCBI's taxonomy places the organism in Eukaryota, Fungi, Ascomycota, Leotiomycetes, Helotiales, Hyaloscyphaceae. The transcript has a single exon.
AUGAGAAACGGGGCGGGAGAGUUUUGGUCGGACUUUGUGUGGGGUGUCGGGCCCCUUUGGACGAAUCUCAAGUGGAUGCUUUUUACAACCUUGGCAGCAGAAUUCAUCCUUGGAAAGGCCAUAGGAGACUUCGUUGCCGUGUGGAAUUUACAGCAGGAGAUGGAACAAUAUGUCAUCGAAUAUACUGUUGAAUGGGGCCUUGGCCAUGGAUUCUUCGCACUUAUGGGAGUUCUGAGGCUCUCGCCCUCGAACAAACCAAGCACAAAACAAAACAAUUAUUCCCUCCUCCUAGUACACGAAGGAUCUGGAACUAGAGAAAAAUAG